AGGGUCAGUGCAGUCCUGCAGCUCAUGCGAACUGAGACAAGCAAGCAUCUUACUUGGGCCCUGCAUGCAUAUAAUAUGCGACGCAUGCAUGGAAGAGCUGCGGACCCCGACAUGUCCCAAGUGCCAGGAAGUGUUUACAUGGAGAAAGACGAGUCUCGCCAGAAGCCUCUUUCCGAGGGAACACGCGUAUGCUGUGAUCGGGAGCAAGUCCAACGUCUCGUUGCCGUCCUCCAUCACGACCGUGAAGGAUCUCUUUCGGGGUCUUUGGAAGCCGGAAGAGUGGAUCCUAUCCGAUUUGAGGCAUCUGAAGAUCUGUGAUCUGCCCGAGAAUAUCAACUUGGUUUCCUUCGUCAAUGUCGAGUUAGAUAACGAUGAGGUCUCUUCUGGGACUGCAACUUCUGCCACCCAAUAUCCUCCGGACUCAUCCCAGGAAUCGAACACCGAAGAAUAUUGGGAAACGGAAAGCGGGAGCAGACUCUCCCUUGCAGACUCGACGACGGAGGAAUUCGUCGAGGAUAUGGACGAGACAUGAUCUCACGACAGACAUCAUUGCAACAUCUACCGGUGUACCUUUAUGUUUCAGAAUGUUUGUGUGUCUGUACUUGAUGCACGGCCAUGCCAAUGAUACCAGUCC
This is a messenger RNA of Darwinula stevensoni, 634 nucleotides long. The record is from the annotation of a GenBank genome assembly. Lineage: Eukaryota; Metazoa; Arthropoda; Ostracoda; Podocopida; Darwinulidae.